This is a messenger RNA of Miscanthus lutarioriparius, 366 nucleotides long. Lineage: Eukaryota; Viridiplantae; Streptophyta; Magnoliopsida; Poales; Poaceae. The record is from the annotation of a GenBank genome assembly.
AUGUCAUCUGCAUCCUGGACAGCUGCUUCGGCAGGUGACGCCCAGCACCAGUCGGUUCAUGCUGUCGGGGGCUCCAGUAGAAGCCAGUUGGUGCACCGAAGGCACGGUGGUUCUCCAAGGGCAUCUCCAGUGAUUGACCUCAACGAGGCCUGUGAGCCGGGUUAUGAGGAGAUGGAAAUCGAAGAGCACCAUGGUUACAGGGCCCCUCUAGGCUUCAACAAGUCAAAGAGGUAUCUGAUGGAAGGUGAUGCUGCUGCCGGCCCAAGCCAGGUGGGAAUGCCUGUGUUCUGGGAUGUCCAGAACCCAGCAGGGCGAUCUGGGAAGAGGAAGAUCUCAUGGCAGCAUCAGUUGGCCCUGAGAGUAUAG